Messenger RNA from Talaromyces proteolyticus, 2067 nucleotides. Its product is annotated as putative JmjC domain protein. Bases 263 to 1942 code for a protein of 559 amino acids. NCBI's taxonomy places the organism in Eukaryota, Fungi, Ascomycota, Eurotiomycetes, Eurotiales, Trichocomaceae. The record is from RefSeq and is a predicted model, not a curated record. Gene Ontology annotation, molecular function: 2-oxoglutarate-dependent dioxygenase activity. The transcript has a single exon.
GUAUUGUGGGUAAAUAUGUAAAAUAGCCUGUGUCAAUCAACUACCCUCAUAUUUCAAUAUUGCCGUCCCGCCGGUUUGAGCGUUCGCCAAUCAACUUGACGGUCCCACCCAGUCAACAUUUGGACCGUUUGCUUAACCUAUUUGUUGCCUUGAAUGUUGACGUCCAACUUACAUAUACGUAGACCUCCCCAAGUUUCCAAUGCAACAUCUGGAGACUAUGCAUACGCAAAUAUAACUCUCACUUAUCCCACCUUUGAUCGCCAUGGAAAGUCUCACUAGCACCAUCCUGGAUGCUAUCAACAACCCUCAGCCAACCGACUCAAUCCUGGAAUGCUUUGAGCACGACACCGCACAGCUUCUCUCUUGUCUUCGAGAUGAUGCCACUGCAACCCUUGCUCUGGCAGAUUCUAAACUACGUGUUUUCCCGUUCAAAGAUGUAAAGGAAUCUUGGCGACGGCUGUACACCGACGCAUGCAUCGUGCUCGCUAUACGUUUGAUUCAACAUAAUAUCCUUGGGGAAGAGGAUCGAUCCAAUCCUCAAAAUACGCGACAUGAGAAUCCAAUAUACGAAGCCAGCCAGCAACAGCAUGUUCAAGACAACGCCUCGUGGCUUGAUGCAGCCGUGCACUAUCUGGACAUGGCGCUAAUCAUGACUGGGGCGCCUUCACGCGAAGGGGUGAUAGAAUCUCUCUUCUCUGCUCUGAAAGACUGGCGGAAAAGCCAGAUGAAAGAAGAUUCUCCACAACCUGACACUGUGUCUCGCGAAGGCUCUGAUUCUGAAGCACGUCCCCUGAAGCGCAGGAAGUUGUCGCCGCCGCUCUUCCCGCCAGACUCGGCACCUGUCCCUAGUAUAUUGGAGCACCCUAUUCCCCGCGUCUCUGCGCCGUCAUUUGAUAAGAUAGAAUCACAUAUACAGGACGUGCGUACCCCGCUUAUCAUCACGGGUGCCGUAGAUCAUUGGCCGGCUAUCUCUGAGCGACCGUGGGCGUCGAGAGACUAUUGGUAUGAGCAGACGUUGGACGGAAGACGGCUUGUUCCCGUUGAGAUCGGACGAUCGUACACAGAUGAAGGAUGGGGCCAACAGAUCAUACCCUUUGCAGAAUUUGUCGAUAAUUACAUUUGGAGAUCGCACAGAGACACCGCAGCAUCAGCCGCAAACGAUAGCAAGAAUGGGGAGCAGAUGAAAAAGGAAGAUGAGACUGGGUACAUGGCGCAACAUGAUCUUUUAGCACAGAUCCCAGCAUUGCGAAAAGAUAUCAGUAUACCUGACUUUUGCUACAUCGACCCUCCUGGUCCAGAGGCCGGCACACCGGUGUACGAGAAGAAGAAGCGUGAUCAAGAAACUGCUACUAAGCAAAUUGAAGAACUAGGGGAUGGAGAAAACAGCGUCGCUGAUACAGGCAGCAAGCUGAGAAAUCUCUCGAGCAAGGGAAACCGCGCUGCCAGCUACUCUGACAACGACACCGACAUCGGUAUUCCUAGCGACCCGAUCAUCAAUACCUGGAUCGGUCCAUCUUGGACAAUAUCUCCGCUACACCACGACCCUUACCAUAAUAUUCUCGUUCAAGUCGUCGGCGCAAAGUACAUUCGGCUAUACUCGCCACAUACACCAGCAUCGCAAAUCCAUCCUCGAGGAAUGGAGGCUGUCGACUCUGAUAACCAGCCGAGUGCAGACGAAACUGCUGAGAAUCUCGGACAUGCCAAUGCUGCUGCUACUGGCCAGUUGAUUGACAUGUCAAAUACCUCCAAAGUCGAUAUCGCCGCCAUUGAGCUGUCGCCCGCCGAGUCCGACCUGUGGGAAUCAAUGUGGCCAGGCUUUACAGAAGCAGAGUAUGUCGAGACCGUUUUGAAGGAAGGGGAAUGUCUUUAUAUUCCAGUCGGUUGGUGGCAUUAUGUGCGUGGGUUGAGAGCAGGUAUCAGCGUUAGCUUUUGGUGGGGAUGAUUACGGUUUUUGAUACAUAUUUUUGUUUGCCAAAAAUAUACCUAUUCCCUAGAUUCAUACUUAAUUUUGGCAUCCUCUACUCAAUAUUUGAAUACAGAUAAAAUCGUGCCUGGCAUUCAACGUUC